GCAGGAAUUUCUUCGAUGUUUCUCCUGAAUUUUAAUGUUAAGAGUCUUUAGAAGUAAUCUUGAGAUAAGUUGCCUCCAAUUGGUUUCCAAAUCUAUUUGAAGAGAAUUCAGAUCAAGUCGGAUCUGCAUUAACCAUUACCCCGCACUAUACCUAUUGGGCGAGAAUGUAACCGUGUUGACAGUUAUUUACGUCUAUCUUCAGCGUCAUUUGCUUAAUCAAUCAUGCACCCUAUACUGACGAGAGACAGACGCGCGUCAUUUUCUACCAAUAAAAACCAAGGAGGAAUAAGCAUAUGCUAAAUUAAGUUUACCGGAGAGUACUUUUUGCGGUUCUCUUUAGUCUUCGAAAACUCAAAUCAAUUGACAUCUGGCCAAAACUUCGUAAAUAAUUUUCCGAAAUUUAUUUCAAUUAGCUGUAUCAAGCUUCUUUGUUAAUCAUUAAUAGUAAACGCUCCCAAAAUUUCAGUAUAUUUUCAGUAAUAUUUUGAUUCACUGGUCUGACACAUUCAUUUUUAUUAGAAUUUUCUGGAUUUCCCCUGUGUUUCAAAUAUUCUACCAUCCGCUCUAGCGAACAUUCUUCAGAAAAAAUUCAUUCAUUAUUAUUUCAUUUCUGCUGCAAACUCAUUCAGGUCAAAUCCACUUUGAACUACUGCUAAGUCUUCGAAGUGUUCGGAAUUUGAAGAUAUCAAAGAUUCUCGCAACAUCUUGAAGAUUGUCGAAAUAUCUCGAAGUUCAGCGACAAUCUUGACGAUUCUGGAAAUAUUCUGAAGAUUGUUGCACGUCUGAAGAAUCAGAUACGAUUUUGAGGAACAUUCCUGAAAAAUCUUGACGCUUCUGGAAACAUCUGGAAGAUUUUGGAACGCUCCUGAGAUGCAUUACAACUUGAUCAUAUUCCUAAGUGGGGCGUUUGUUGUUUUGCUGGUGUUCACGAUCGGUCAACAGAUCAGGAUGUUCCUGGAGAAACAGAACAACCCAGUGUCUUCCAUCAACGUCAUCUACAACCCGGAAGGACACCAUGAGAGCUCAGUGGCUAUGAUGACGGCCAUGAUUCUGUCUCAGAGGAACAACAGUAGAAUAGCAAUGGACUUCACAGAGUACCACAUCACAGACAAGUGUCUCUGUCUCAAUCGCACCAGACAAGUGUCUAGUGGCUAUGUGAACUGCACUAACCUGCUCACUUUAAACCACAACAGCUCUGUAAUUGGAUCCAAUACUCUUCUGUGGGAGACCCCGGUGUGGCAGAACCAGACAGAGGCCAUCUUCUGCGACCACCCGAAGGAUAAGCCAGUCGUGUUCAUCCUCAUUGUUCUCAACCAGACAUUCACUCGCGUCAAACAACUGUGGGACAGAAGUACGCAGGAUGAACGACUGAUGUUCGUGGACGAUUCGUUUGAGCACAACAUGCACACGUGGGUGCACUGCAAUUUCUAUAACAAACUCAGACUCAGUCGGGUGGAGUACUACGAAGAACACAAGCCACAGAAGAUCCAAAUCAGCGUCGAUACGAGUACAGCGGAGAACGUGAUCAGAGGUCAGACUCGGAUGCUGAUGGAGUGGCGAGAGAGCUUCGUGAACAGGAUCGACAGGUUCCGGGAGCAGAGCAUCUGGUCAUUCGCACUUCUUCUCUGCUCAGUCAUUCUAGGUUUGGAAAGAUGUUACGCAAUCAUGACGAGAGCCAAGGUGCAGAGGGAGAAAAUGAGGAAGAAGAGUCUGGCCGUUGGACUAGAGGAUGUUCACGCUAAAAUGGACGUCUAAAAAGGGGUGUUAGCUUGCAAUAAACAGGUGUGAUUAUUCGCACUAAAGCCUUAAACUCGGGUAAAAAGUUGAAGAAAUGCAAAAAAAAAUAUUACUGUUAG
Molecule: messenger RNA, 1856 nt
Organism: Symsagittifera roscoffensis
Lineage: Eukaryota; Metazoa; Xenacoelomorpha; Acoela; Convolutidae
Exons: 7
Coding region: 871-1755 (294 amino acids)
Source: RefSeq, a predicted model, not a curated record